AGUCGUGGAUGGAGACAAGUUGCAUUUAUCUUGAUGCCGGGCUGCAGCGUGUGUGCGUUUGUGUUUGGAUGUCUUGUGUGGGGGUGUGUGCGCUAGUCCCCUUGGAUGAGCACACACGUCUGAGGAUGCAGCUGGGAGCAUGAGUUCUGACCAGGAGGAGUAUGACAUGGUCUGUCAGAAAGCUGUGACCCUAAUUGUUGACCUCUGCCUGCACAACAGCACCCUGUUGGAUCAGGAGACCUGUCAGGAUUUCCUGUUCGUAUUGACCAGCCAGGGCUCUGAUCACAAAGACGCGGACGCUUCCUUUGGCCUCGUGCUCGCCGUGUUUCUUGUUUGCGGCCUCGCUCUGCUGGGCCUCCUCACGUUAGUCUCCUGGAAGCUCUGCUGGGUGCCUUGGCGGAGCAAGGCCCAGUUCCCGAGCCCGUCUCUCAGCCUGGCCUGUGGCCCGCAGCACUGCCCGCGACAGCCGUCCACCCCCCCGCCGCCCAGUCCCCAGCAGCCAGUGGUCACCAUGGCGACGGAGAAGGUGAAAGACCCCGCGGGCUCCAUGGGCUUCCUGGAGGCGGCCGUGAAGAUAAGCCGCACUUCCCCCGACAUCCCCGCCGACGUGCAGCUCUCCAUGAGGGAGCACUUCCUGCGUCGCACGCAGCGCAUGCAGAGACAGACCACUGAGCCGGCCUCCUCCACACGGCACAACUCAUUCAAACGGCACCUCCCCAGGCAGAUGCAGGUGGGCAGUUUAGACCUGGGAAAUGACUACAUGGUGGACAGGGACGAGAAGCCCACCAGCCUGGGGCGCAUCCAACCGGAGCUCUACCAGCAAAAGGCCUCGGAGUCAGAAGACUCCUCCAGGAACGGCGGCGAAAAAAACUGCGGCAGGAUUAAUUUCUCGCUCAAGUACGACUAUGAAAACGAGGCGUUGCUCGUCAAUAUUCUCAGGGCGGUGGACCUACCGGCCAAGGACCUGUGCGGUACCUCUGACCCUUACGUGAAGGUCUACCUGCUACCCGACCGCAAGAAGUUCCAGACCCGCGUCCACCGGAAGACGCUCAACCCCACGUUCAGUGAGAGCUUCCAGUUUCCCGUGCCUUACGACGAGCUGCCCGUCAGGAAGCUCCACAUGAGCGUCUUUGACUUUGACCGAUUUUCUCGACACGAUAUGAUCGGGGAAGUGGUGCUGGAGAAUUUGUUCGAGCUGUCGGACCUGUCGAGGGAGACGAACAUAUGGAGGGACAUCCAGUACGCUACAAGUGAAAGCGUUGACCUUGGGGAGAUCAUGUUCUCACUGUGCUACCUGCCUACCGCAGGCAGACUCACACUAACCGUCAUCAAGUGCAGGAACCUCAAGGCCAUGGACAUCACCGGGUACUCUGAUCCGUAUGUCAAAGUGUCGCUCAUUUGUGACGGCAGACGUUUGAAAAAGAAGAAGACGAGCAUUAAAAAGAACACCCUGAAUCCCACCUACAACGAGGCCAUCAUCUUUGACAUCCCUCCAGACAGUAUGGACCACGUCAGCUUGCACAUCUCUGUGAUGGACUAUGAUUUGGUGGGUCAUAAUGAGAUCAUUGGUGUGAUGAGGGUUGGAAGCCACGCUGAGGGACUUGGCAGGGACCACUGGAAUGAAAUGCUGGCUUAUCCACGGAAACCCAUCGCACACUGGCAUCCUCUCCUGGAGUCCAAGAAGUCUGAGAAGGAGUGGAAGGCGAGAACUGCCAGCUUUGACAGCCAGGGCUCCUUGGAAGGCGAGAACUGCCAGCUUUGACAGCCAGGGCUCCUGCCCCUCACCGAGGCCUCCUGCUAGUCCCUGAGAUGAGCUACCUGUGACCCAGCAGCCCAGAAGGGGUUUCCUCCCUCCUCCUGAUCCACUUCCUGUCUGUGUGCUUUGAGGAGAAACACGGUCCCACUGUUUCUCCCUUCUCCCUCUCUCUCCCUCUCAUCCCUACCCGCCUCACUUCCUCAAGUCUAGUCCCAGAGCACUCCCAAGUACUGAACCAGGACUUUCUGUCUGUCGGCUGUGUGAAGCUCAGACUUUUCUCGGCGUGGCUGGCUUGAUGGCCCGAAGCUGGAUUUGUUUUCUGGGAGAUUGGCUAACGAUCCUGUCUGCAGGCAUCGAUUGCUGAUUUGUCCAAGCUGAGGUAAAUCGAGCUCGGUGGCCUCACAAAGGACUUGGAAAAACAGAGGUUUCAACUUCAAACGCUUGAGUCGCUUUGGUUAAAAAAAAAAAAGAAAAGAAAAAGGCACCGUCGGAUGUCACUCCAUAAGAGCAGCGGGUGUUUCACAAGUGGAGGCUGAGCCAAGGAAGAAAAAAAGAGAUGAUCUCAAAAGAAAGUUGUUUUAGAAGUCUAUGCUAUUUAUUUUUGCAGUCCUGUAUGAACGUAGAAUAAAACCUUUUUUUAAAAUAAUUUAUAUAUAAUUAGCUUAAAAAUAUGUUAAGUUCACUGUACUGGCUAGUUCAUUUCAACUUAAGAUGUGUGAUGAUGAUAGGAAAGGUCCGGCUGAAAGCUCAAGUAUCUCUGGUUGACAGUGCACAGCUUUGUAGCUGGAAAAGUCUAAAAAGAAAAAACAAAACAAGGUAACUGGGAUUCAGAGCGGAGUGACCUGGGUCCACUGCAGUUUAAAAGUUCAGGUAACUUCUAAAACUCCACAGUGUCAUGAAGGCACAACAGCCUUACACCGUUAAAAAACAACAAUUACUGAAACAUGUGUAAAUACAAGAGGAGCUGUUAAUGAAGAGGAGCAAAGAUCUCCAUGAACAGGGACGUUUCAAGCACACUUUUAACACCCUUUUUAUCUCGUUGGUGUUCAGUUUCUUCCAAAAUAAAACGGAAAUGCUUAAUUUUCUUCCAAAAUACUCAAUAAAAAGCCCUUCCGUCUCCUUAAUAGGCUUAUUUUUGUUACUUAUUUAGUUGGAUGUAAAUAUAUUUAUGUACAGGUGUUUUGCUUUCUCUUUGCUUUGUUUUUCUAAAUUAAAAAAAUAAUAAAUGAUAUCAUAAAUAUAAUUUUAAAAAUAAUAUAUUGAAUUUAUCAGGCAUUGUUGGUGAUAACAAUAAUAUAAAAAAUCACAAGAAAGCGAAUAAGGUGAUAACAAACCCCUUUUUGAAGAUGCAAUUUUUUUAUGUCUAUUUCUUUCACUAAAUAUUCAGUUAGCUCCAUGUGUGGGGAUUUGCAGUAAACUAUGAUCGCUGCAAAAGGUAAAAGAAAUAACUUAGUCUGUUUUUGCGUAGCAAAAUGCACUAACUGAAUAUGAGGAAAGAUUUCAUAAACCAAGAAGAAAGCCUUUCUUUCAUGCUGGCUAGUAGCUGUCGUCAUUUAGUGUUUUUGGUGAGAACCUUAGUUGCUGUGGCAAUUCAGAACAGUUAUUAACCGUAAUCGGGAAACAAGCGUAGUUUUUAGCUUGAACCACCUCACAGCGGAGCUACUGCCUUCCUUGUUUGUUUAGCACUGCAGCAUACUCUAAACGUUUCUAUUUCUGCUCAUUUUUAUCCACUUUUGCUAGCCUGAGAACAAAUUCUGUCAUCUGAUGUAAAUCUCUAUCCUAUUUGAGUCCCGGGUAAACUUUCGUUAUCAAACUGAAGACACACAUAUCCCCAUUCCCUGAUUAGAAAAUACACCUAAACGUGAGCUACGUGAUAGGGAAAAAAAACAUGGCUGACCUAUCCAUAGAUACCCGCCUUGUCAACACAGCGCUACAAUAAAGUUACAUGGUAUUGCAAUGAUCCAUGCAUUGAGUACGUGAAGCUUAAGGUAAGUUUCAACCCAGACAAUUACUCUUUGGGGUCUUAAAAAAGUCUGGUCCCAAAACAACAAAGAUUUUGCACCGUGCACUUCAGGUCAGCUGGCUGAAAGAAGGCUCCUAAACGUUUCCUUCACUUUAUAAAAUUAUUACUGGUUGAGAAAAACACGGACAAUCAUAGGGUGGUAUCCAAAUGAGCCCUAGCCAUAAAUCUUAUGAAGAGCAUUUUUUUUUUUUAAAACUACAAUUGGCCUUCUAAGAUCAGUAUGUCUGUGAAGGAGCUGACUGCAGCUGUCUAGCGGAACAGCUAGCCCAACUACUCAUCCAGCUAAUCUUAGCUUAUUAUUCUAAACAGAGAAGAACAGCAAAAUAUUUUUGCCAAAUACACAAAUUUAGUUGAAAACAAAUGCAAAAUCUCGUGAGCAUUCUAUACCAUUUACUUGAUUGUAGGUAAACAAAUCUUCCAUCCAUCCAUUGCUUAUCUUUGAAGGUUCCAGCUAGCAGUAGGAAUAACUGUUGCUUUUCUGCUUUUAAUAAAACCAAUUGAAACUUGUCGGACAUUUACGAGCCAGGUACGAACCACCCAGAGUUGGUAAAGAGUAUGUCAUAUUCCAAAGACUUUGGCACGACCUAUUCUUACGGUGGCCCUGAAGUGUGAACCACAUCAACAAAUCUCUAAAUACACCUACAAAUUAAAAAA
Molecule: messenger RNA, 4433 nt
Organism: Fundulus heteroclitus (mummichog)
Lineage: Eukaryota; Metazoa; Chordata; Actinopteri; Cyprinodontiformes; Fundulidae
Gene: syt6a
Product: synaptotagmin VIa
Biological process (GO): regulation of calcium ion-dependent exocytosis; calcium-ion regulated exocytosis; cellular response to calcium ion
Cellular component (GO): membrane
Molecular function (GO): syntaxin binding; phosphatidylserine binding; calcium ion binding
Source: RefSeq, a predicted model, not a curated record